This is a messenger RNA of Peniophora sp. CBMAI 1063, 1281 nucleotides long. NCBI's taxonomy places the organism in Eukaryota, Fungi, Basidiomycota, Agaricomycetes, Russulales, Peniophoraceae. The record is from the annotation of a GenBank genome assembly.
AUGAGCACUAUUGACAUUGAGGCCUUCUCCUUCCCUCUUGAGCUGUCAGUCGGCGGGAAGGAAGGGUGGGAACAAGUUCGCAGGACCCUGGAGCAGUUGGAUUUGGAGUAUCAACGAUUCCGCGACUCCUACAGCUCAAACGACACGCAGAUGUUGGAUGCCGGCGUUGAUGCGGCGGGCGAUGGUGGCUACACGGUGGGCGCGGAGAUCACGGACGAGGAACUCGCUCAGCUCCAGUUGAACCUCCACGCCGCACCUCAGAAGUACCACAGGGGGUCAGUAACGCUCGUCGAUGCCUUCAAUCUCGACCUUGUCCAUCUUGUCCCUGCGCCAGCCCCGACUGCGAAGCCUGAGGCAGUCGGACCACGCAGCGCGAUCACUUGGCCACCCUUCAGUACGCUCGGCGCGCACCCCGAAGCAUACGACGCCAACAUGGGAUGGUCCCUACUGCACCCUCUGGCCCAGGUUGGGACCCCGUUCACGCAGAGCGCGGGCUCAUGUUCAUCUUCGGCGUCCCCGUUCUUUGUCUAUCAGCAGCCCACCGACACUUUCAGCGGGGGAGCCUCUCCGGAGACCCCUGCACCAAACAACUUCACACACCACCCUGCAUUCAUCAGCGGAGAGACCGCAACGCACACGCAGGGACAGAGUGCACCGUCAUCGGCGCAGGAGGCGGCGAGUCUCGGCGUCCCUCCCUCUGAGUCACACGAGCAACCCACCGAACUCAGGACCGGUGUCCCCCAAGCUGUUGAUGACCCCAUCGCGCCUGGGCCCCGCAUACAAAAACUCAUCGACAAGGGCGGGCUAUUGCCAGGCCAGCACGACGACUGGCUUGGCAUCGUUCGCAAGAACAUUUGCGGGGUCAUACUCCAUCGUCACAUCGCAUUCGAGAAGCAAUUGCCAACCGAUGUGCAGGACAAAUACGAGCGCCUUCGCGAUGCUGUUUACCAGCAUGCGCGCUUCUGGGUCGGCGGUCUGCCCGACCCUAUGAGCGAAUACUUCUCCCCGAAGGAGGGAUAUUACAGGUGCCCGAUCUGCACGGAGGAGAUCAAGUACCUGGCCGCGUUCUUGCGCCAUGUCGAGGGCACGAAUCACCUCGGCAUCAUCUACCUCUGCAACCACGAGCGGGGCGCGACGACCAUGCAGUCGUGUCAGUUUUCGUGUUGGCGCGCGAACAACUUGAAUCGACACUUGAAGGAUGUGCACGGGGUGCACUCCGGCCGAAAGAAGGACAGGAGGACGCUUGCGAAGGAGGCGGGCAGGAAGUCCAGGAGGUCUUAG